Messenger RNA from Durotheca rogersii, 1272 nucleotides. RefSeq names its product enoyl-CoA hydratase/isomerase. Gene Ontology annotation, biological process: fatty acid beta-oxidation. The record is from RefSeq and is a predicted model, not a curated record. Gene Ontology annotation, cellular component: mitochondrion. NCBI's taxonomy places the organism in Eukaryota, Fungi, Ascomycota, Sordariomycetes, Xylariales, Xylariaceae. The coding region runs from base 215 to 1003 and encodes 262 amino acids. The transcript has 6 exons. Gene Ontology annotation, molecular function: enoyl-CoA hydratase activity.
AAAAAAAAAACCUGCAUGUAUAAGCCUACACAACUAAACGAGGAAGUAUAGGGGUCUACAUUUUUAACCUGACAUAUAUAUUAUUAAUAUUCCGCACCCAGAAUCUCAGCACCGGCCGGUGUCCCUUGGUGCCUAUCAGACAAAACUCGCCAUCCAGAAACAACUUACCGUUCUAGACAAUCACGAAGCCAACCCUCUAGCGACGCUAAGCACGAUGGAGAACCCUCAAUUCUUCAAGAUCACCCUUGAUGCCGAUAAAGGCACUGCACUGAUCCAAUUUGACCGCCCAAAGAAGAGAAAUGCCUUUUCACAGGCUAUGCUUACUGAGUUGGUUGCGCUCCUGGGCGCUCUUGACGCCCUGGAAACCGUUCGUGCAGUCGUUCUUACUGGUGGUCCCGAUGGGCAUUUUUGUGCCGGGAUGGAUCUCAAUGAGCUGGUGAAAAUAUCUACAGCUGACGCCUACAAAAUCUCGUUUCUCAAAGACCUGACGGACGCAUUUGCCAAUUUUUCAAAGCCAAUCAUCGCUGCCGUUGUCGGGUUUGCGCUGGGGGGCGGCUUUGAGAUUGCUCUCGCUUGCGAUAUUAUCUAUGCCGCUGAAGAUGCCAUGCUUGGUCUACCGGAGGUCAAGAUCGGAACCAUCCCUGGCGCCGGUGGCACGCAACGACUAGCUCAAGCGCUAGGAAAGCAUAAGGCCAUGGAGUUCAUCCUCACUGGCGACCCGGCCAGCGGGUCUGAGUUCGAGCGACUUGGUGUUAUCAACAAGGUCUUUCAACAGCCGGAAGUAGUUCCUGCAGCAAUCAGGCUCGCGGAGAGGAUUGCCGGCCUGUCAGGUCCCGUCAUCAAGACUGCAAAGCAGGCAGUCCUUACGAUUGAAAAUAGCAGUUUGGAUGCCGGGAUGACUCAUGAAAAGUCACUGUAUUAUUCUACAUUCAGCCUCGGCGACUUCCAAGAGGGCUUAACCGCAUUCCUGCAGAAGAGACGCCCAGAGUUCAAGCAUGUGUAAUUGCAAGGCGAAGUAACCUUGGUAGAGGCUAUAUUCGGGUCUGCUAUGGAAGUAGAGAUUGUAUGUCGACGGUUAUUCAUUGUUAGGUAGUAGCUAUUGUGUUGAGACUAUUGUGUGUAUUUCUCCAAGGGGUUAGUUCCUAUUAGUUAAGCUAUCGUGCUGUUACAUUCUGGAGGGCUUUUACGCUCAGACCGCCGAUCGUCACCUUUGACUCUUUAGCGCUUUCUAUGAGAGUUGGCCGAAGAUGACCCACAAUACCUUUGCCAACC